This is a messenger RNA of Pundamilia nyererei, 4276 nucleotides long. Its product is annotated as E3 ubiquitin-protein ligase CBL-like. The record is from RefSeq and is a predicted model, not a curated record. Bases 453 to 3017 code for a protein of 854 amino acids. Gene Ontology annotation, biological process: cell surface receptor signaling pathway; negative regulation of epidermal growth factor-activated receptor activity. The transcript is spliced from 15 exons. Gene Ontology annotation, cellular component: membrane raft; plasma membrane. Gene Ontology annotation, molecular function: receptor tyrosine kinase binding; phosphotyrosine residue binding; ubiquitin protein ligase activity. Lineage: Eukaryota; Metazoa; Chordata; Actinopteri; Cichliformes; Cichlidae.
CAUCCUUGUUUACUUUAGCUGCUGGCUUGCUGUUGGCUGGAUCCGCUUCUCAACCUGUUUGUUAAUCGCGCUGUGUGGCUUAUUAACGCCCCGAGUUUAUAAUAAGCCGGGCUGAUUUCUCAGGGGGAGAUUUGACUUGCCGUCGCCGGGAGGCGGUAGGUCUAUUUUUGAGGACAGAUUAAGCAACACGGUGAGCAUGUCCUGAGCUCGGAAUCAAACUGAGUGGCUUUUCAAAUGUAGCUUGUUAGCUAGCUGCAUCGCGUACAGUGUACACACUGCCUUUUUUGUUCUGCUCAUGGACAGCCUCUGCAUGACAAAUUAUUACCAGUGUUGAGUGCAGGCAGGGCACGAAGACAGCGAUCGUUUUGUUUGAAAACGUGUCAAGAACUGAUCUCCGGUUGUCAGCCACCCACCCCCAGCCCCGGGCUAACCCCCGGUCACCGACCGAAUUAAUGGCCGGAAAUCCGAGAAGGGGCGCCGGUCUCAUCGGCUUGAUGAAGGACGCCUUUCAGCCUCACCAGCAAGCUCUCCAGCCUCACCAGCCCGCAGUGGUCGACAAGAAAAUGGUGGAAAAAUGCUGGAAACUCAUGGAUAAGGUGGUACGUCUGUGCCAGAACCCCAAGGUGGCGUUGAAGAACAGCCCGCCCUACAUCCUGGACCUUUUGCCGGAUACCUACCAGCAUUUACGCACCAUUCUGUCCAGGUAUGAGGGCAAAAUAGAGAUCCUCGGCGAGAAUGAGUAUUUCCGCGUGGUCAUCGACAACUUGACGAACAAGACGAAGCAGACCAUGAGCCUUUUUAAGGAGGCCAAGGAGAGGAUGUACGAGGAGAACUCCCAGCCCAGGCGAAACCUUACCAAGCUGUCUCUGAUCUUCAGUCACAUGCUAGCGGAGUUGAAAGCCAUCUUCCCCAAUGGCCUAUUUCAGGGUGACAACUUCAGGAUUACCAAAGCUGAUGCUGCUGAAUUCUGGAGAAGGUCAUUCGGGGACAAGACCAUAGUGCCAUGGAGGACAUUUCGGCAGGCUCUUCAUGAGUUUCACCCUAUUAGCUCAGGUCUGGAGGCCAUGGCGCUCAAAUCCACUAUCGACCUCACCUGUAACGACUACAUCUCUGUCUUCGAGUUUGACAUCUUUACAAGGCUCUUUCAGCCAUGGUCAUCUCUUCUAAGGAACUGGAACAGCCUGGCUGUUACACACCCUGGUUAUAUGGCCUUCUUAACCUACGAUGAGGUGAAGGCUCGACUGCACAGGUUCAUCCACAAACCUGGCAGCUAUAUCUUCAGGCUGAGCUGCACUCGGCUGGGCCAGUGGGCAAUUGGCUAUGUGACAGCUGAUGGGAACAUCCUGCAGACCAUCCCGCAUAACAAACCACUCUUCCAAGCACUCAUUGAUGGAUACAGAGAGGGAUUCUAUCUUUUCCCAGAUGGCCGUGCACAGAACCCAGACCUGACAGGGUUGUGUGAACCGUCUCCACAGGGCCACAUCAAAGUUACUCAGGAGCAGUACGAGCUCUACUGCGAGAUGGGCUCUACUUUCCAGCUUUGUAAGAUCUGUGCAGAGAACGACAAGGAUGUGAAGAUCGAGCCGUGCAGACACCUGAUGUGCACCUCGUGUCUGACCGCCUGGCAGGAAUCGGAGGGUCAGGGCUGCCCGUUUUGCCGAUGUGAGAUUAAAGGCACGGAGCCUAUUGUAGUGGACCCCUUUCACCCGAAGGCCAGUGGGGCUUCCUUUGCUGGUUUCCAGGGGUCGAGCAGAGCAGAAGCCGCAGGCAACGAAGAGGAAGAGGAUGAUCGGCUGGAAGACCAGCAACUUGUCAUGAGCAGGCUGGCCUGCACCAAAGUGGAGCGCCCUCCAUCUCCAGUGUCUCAGCUGCCUCCGGUGCCUCCGCGACUGGACCUCUUACAGCAGAGGUCCUCUGCCUCCCUUAGUGCACUGAGUCAGGGAGCCACAGCCAAAGUAAGUACACGCCUGAGUGCACUAAAGACAAAAGACUUUGAGACCGACUACCCACCGGAGCGCCCCUCCCUGGUCGGCCAGGAAUCCAGACUCCAAAGGAGACCCCUCCCCUCCACCCCGGACCAGCCAGCCUGGGCAGCCAACUACAUGGUGCCACGCCCUGCAACGAAGGCCCCGUCGUCCAUCCCUCAGAGCAAUGGAGCCGGCGCAGAGGGGAGCAAACCGCAGACGGCGAUCAAUGCUGUGUACUGCCUGGCUGCGAGGUCGUUGCCAGGGUCAGCGGUGUCCAGCGGGGAGAAGCUGUCGUCAGACGGUGAAGAUAACGAGUACAUGAGUCCCACAUCCCUUCCAGCUUCCGGUGCCCCGUGGGUAAUAACAGGCUCCUUGGUGCCCCCACCACCAACCCAGGGAAACAACCACAAUGACAUCAGUGAGGUGGGGGACAGUGACUCUGAGGACCCCCAGGUUUACGAAUCCAUGUGUAACAUCCAGGCCCAGGCCGGCUCGUCGGAGACGACACAGAACUCUGAGCUGGACCUUCCUCAGCAUUCAGCUGUUCCGCCGGACAAAAAGGAGGAGGCCAGUGUGGAGGAUGUUUACGAGUAUGACUUUCCCAGACCAGUGGUCCCUCCUGCCCCCGCCAGAAGAGCUCUGUCAGAUAUCGGCGGCCCUUCUUCAGCCUUCAGUAAUCUCAACAUAGACUCUGCAGUAGAUCCCAGUAUGUUUGUAGCAGGCGGCGAUCCCGAACGUCCCCCAAAACCUCUCCCGCGGCGAGCCAAUUCUGAUCGACGGCCUCGUCCGUUAAACCGCGAGCCACCUCCGCCGCCGCCAGACCUCCCUGGCCCCUCCUCAUCUGGCUCCCCUGUUCCACCUCCGACUAUUCCUCCUUCAGGUCCUGGAAGCUUGGCCCUAAACGGGGAGAUUGAAUGCCUCAUAUCCCAAGGCUACUCCAUCCAGGACAUCCAGAAGGCCCUGAUGAUCGCUCAGAACAACCUCGAGACGGCUAAGAACAUCCUGCGCGAGUUUGUCUCCAUCCCUUCCACAGCGCACAUCGCCACAUAGUCACUUUGCUCAUCCUCUGUCUCGUCUCUCUCCACUCUGUGCCAUUAUCAUUUACAAAGCACUUUCCUGCAGGGCCACAAGUACUUUCAGAAGGCUUUACUGUGAGGGACGAUGCUGCGUUCAUGUUAUAUCUCAUCCAAAGUCAUUUGUAGUGGGAAAACCGCAACGUGGGGUGGGGGGGGACUGUUGUUAAAGACGAUGUCAAGUGGCUGAAGUUACAGUCUCAGAAUCUCUUUUACUUGUAAUAUUCAUUUGGAGAUUGAGGGUUUUGGCCUUAAACGUGAGAGGUCAACUGUAAGUCCGAUAUGACCUGAACACAGCAUAAAUGGAGAAUCUGAGCCUUUAAAAUGGGCUUGCUGUGGCCCUGCUGUGAUUCGCUGAGUUAGUUACAUGCUGCGGCAGUGUCCCCCCUCAGUCUGCGUGCACGCUCUCAUUAAGCUAAGUGUUAAAGCCGUGCAGACUUUGUUCAGCGAAGGUACCCCGCACAUAGUGGUGUCCGACUGGGCGUCCCACUGCCUGCAGCCGCUCGGUCUGGUGCUUUUACUGGCUUCUUUGCAAAUCGUGGCGUACGAAUAUGUAGCGAUACGGUCUGAAACUGGUGAUUAACUGUGUGGCAGUCGUGCUCGUGCUGAUGAAUGUGAACGUGUAGUCGCGGUGCAGUAUUGCAGGGCUUCGAUGUCGUACGCGUCGCUGUGGCUCGCUCCGUUUUCGAUGGUAUCUGACAAGGUGAACACAAUUCAGUUGCCGUCUGUCAGCUCCAGGUUCGGUGAUAGUUCUAUGAUGAAAUAACAAAUUUAAUGUUUAAGUACUCUCAUAAUGUGUUGUGGUGUGCGUAGUACUAACAAUGGCUGAGUUUGAGUUCUUUUUAAUUCCAUCGUUUCCUGCCACCGCUAGAGGUGGCCCGACACUGAAGGCUGGUUUAUUUAGUCGAAAGCUUCUCUCUACGCUCGUAGUUUCUUAGUUAAUAACCGAAAGAAGCUCUUAGAACAGCUUCACUCAGUUCACUGGGAAAUCACAUCUAACUCUAAAGCCUAAAGCAAAAAACAAAAAACUGAAAGUGGGGUGAAGUCACGUGGACUCAGGUACUCAGUAAUAAGCCAGGUUAUAUGUAACGAGCAGAUGCUAAAGGACACGCUCCCUCCAUCCUCACAGACAUUCCAUAGAGUGGAUUUUCUUUAUAUUUUUAGGUUUCCUGCAGCAUAUUUACAUAUAGCUACCAUAGUUAAGAUAUUAAAAUCUGUUUUCUGAUUCUUCGAUGA